Messenger RNA from Colletotrichum orchidophilum, 1365 nucleotides. RefSeq lists its product as uncharacterized. The transcript has a single exon. The coding region runs from base 1 to 1365 and encodes 454 amino acids. The record is from RefSeq and is a predicted model, not a curated record. NCBI's taxonomy places the organism in Eukaryota, Fungi, Ascomycota, Sordariomycetes, Glomerellales, Glomerellaceae.
AUGCCUACGCUGCUAAACUGGAACGGAGAGUUCAACCGGCCCGAUUGGCACUUCGCAGGCUCCCACAUUGCAAAGCUGGAAUCCCUUCUCGUUGCUCUUGAUACGAUGUACGAGGAAGACCACGCCGCUGAUAACGAUAUUGCGCUUUUGGUUGACGCCUACGACAUAUGGUUUCAGCUCCCUCCCUCAGCUCUUCUUGACAGAUUCCACAAAUCAAACCUCGAGGCGGACACAAGAGUCCAAGAGUUAUGGAUGGAUUCUGGUUAUAACCCUGAGUUUCCCAUCGCCCCGCCAAAACAAAACAUUAUUAUCACCACAGCAAAGGAUUGCCAGCCCGGGACAGAAUCCGGUUCGCAUCCUAACUACCUCCACUGGCCUGACUCGCCACUGCCUUCUGACUUCUACGGGAAAGAUACAGACAAAAUCGACUUGUCCGCAGACUCCGCAAGAAAAUACCGAAGAGUUCGACCGAGGUGUGUGAACAGCGGAAUGAUUAUGGGUAAAGUCGGGCUUCUGAGGGCUGCACUUCGAAGGUGCAGAGAGAAGGUCGAGGCCGUCUCAAUGAAGGGGCGCCAGCUAUGGAGCGACCAGGCCCUGAUUGCGGAGGUUAUUGGAGAACAAGAGAUGUGGCGCGAAUGGGUCCGUUCUGUCUUGCCCCCUGUGAAUCAGCACCGUCCGCAGGACUUGUCUAGGGAGGUCCGGAAGGUUGCGGAAGCAGCUCUCGACGGGCAGCGCUUCGAGUUCGGGAUCGGCCUAGAUUACACAUUCAGUACAAUGCCUCCAACUUGCUCGGCGGAAGAAGAUGGAUCAUUUGUCAGAUGGGUCGACAGAAAAGCUGUGCAGAAGGCGUCAGAAGAGGCGGGAGUACCAGGCAGUGUCAGAGUGCCUGAUGUACCGACAGAUCUCGGAGGCUCAGACAGCCCUUUACCGGGAGCUGGACUUUCAUGGGCUGACGUCCCUCUUUACACUGACUUCUUCUUCGGGAAUGCUCCAGUCGCAAUCCACCACAAUGCUUACAUUUCGGGGCUGAAAGCGUGGAGGUUGCAGAAUUGGUGGAAUAUGACGUGGUUUUACCCACAUCUUCGAGACUUGGUCACGAGUCAGCUUCAACAGGAGGAGAGUCCAAGACCACUGGCGAGGAUUGCCGUUGGGGCGACGGGACAAAAGGAGACUGUCUACUGGGCACCACCGGAGGACAAAGGUAUGAGAACGAUCAAAAGCUUCAGGUGGUCAAAUGAUGGCGCGGAAACAACAAUUAUGGAUUGGAAUGGAAUCUGCCUGAAUAGCCAAGUGAACUGGCAUGAGUUGAUCUUCGGUGACGAAAAAGGCGCUGUGUCAACCGAAGAAUCAUUCCCGGCCCAAUAA